Messenger RNA from Danaus chrysippus (African queen), 249 nucleotides. The record is from the annotation of a GenBank genome assembly. NCBI's taxonomy places the organism in Eukaryota, Metazoa, Arthropoda, Insecta, Lepidoptera, Nymphalidae.
AUGAUUCCGAAGUAUCAUGACGUUCUGUCAUUGCAUCCAUUGCUAUGUUUGGGUGAAUGUGAUGAAGGAACCCAUGCCUACACCAUCGGCUGUGGUUAUCUCGAGCCAGAACCAACUUGUGAAGACCCACACCCGUCCAUCGACCAAGGAAUCUUAAUCUGUGACUUUAUGGCCUGUUACUGUGAUUCACCAACAGUCAGAAAUAAACUCAUAGGUAAAUGUGUGCCUCUUGAUGAAUGUCCUCAAUAA